CUUCUUUAUUCCUUGCAGGGUCCAAUGAGGCCUCUCUCCAAGAAAAACUCCGACGAGGAUCGGAGCAGAAAGAAGAAAAAGAUCAAAUCCAAAUCGGCCAAGCGCCGUCGAGAUCCCUCGAUCUCCUCAUAUUCGUCGUCCGAAUCCGAAUCCGACUAUAAACCUCGAAAGAAGAGCUCGAGAUCGAAGAAGCUCGAGAAAAGGAAGAGAGGAUCCAAAUCGAAGAAACUUGACAAGAAAAAGAACCGCAAGAAGAGGUCUCGUAGAGAUUCUAGCGUUAGCUCAUUCAGCAGUGAUUCGGGUUGCAAGUUCUCUCCGUGCUCGGAUUCCGAGGAGAGAUCGAGGAGCCCGGUUAGGAAAUCGAAACCAAGAAAGAGGGAUAGGAAAAGCUCUAGGCGUCAUGAGUCUAGUCGCAGCCGGAGUAGGUAUAGGUCUCCGAGCUGCUCAACUUGCAGAGGGAGUAGAAGUCCAAGCCCCAGCCACAGUCCCAUUGUGGAUAGAUUUCAAAGUAGUCGUGGGAGGAGUCCAAAUGAGAAGAGAAUUCGAAGCCAAAGCCGCCCUCUAGUUGGGGAGAGAUUUGGAAGUAGUGAAGGGCGAAGUCCAAUUGAGGAGAGAAGUCGAAGCCCAAGUUGCAGUCCGUUCGAGGAAAGAUUUCAAAGUGGUCGAGGGGGAAGUCUAAUUGAGGAGAUAAGUCAAAGCCACAGUCACAGUUUAAUUGAGGAUAGGUUUAGGAGCAGUCGCAGUCCAAUUGAGGAUAGGCUUAGGAGCAGUGGCCAAUGUUCCAUUGAUGAGAGAUAUAGUGGGGAGGGAGAGAGAAAAAGGCUGAAGUCGGUUGUUGCGGUUGUGAAAACGUCGGAUAAUGAUGAGGAUAAAAUUAUUAACGCUUAUGAUGAUUACCCAUCUUCUCGGAGCUAUGAUGGUUAUGAUAAAGGGGGUAUAGAGAGGAACUUGGAAGCUGUGGACAAGAGAAUGGACUCAUAUGAGAUUCAUAGGGAUCCGCCAGUCAAGGAUUCUGAUGUCGGUGAUGGCUUGAUGAAGGAUGAUUCAAUGAGGAAGGAGAACAAUGUUGUAAGUGAAGAUGGUGUAGAGGAGGCUGCUGAAUUAGAAUUGAUUUUAAGGCAAAAAGCAUUGGAGAAUUUAAAGAAGUUUAGAGGUGCACGUCCUGUAAAGGGAGAAUCUCUUAGUGAUAAGAAAGAUGAUACUUCUAAACCUGAAUCGUGUCAAGGUUCACAACAUUUCAUUAAACCAUCAGAAUCUAAGCCUCCUAGUUCUUUAGAUGACCAAAGACUUGUUAAGCAGAUAGCAGUCCCAAAUGAAUUAAGACCAUCAGUAUCUAAAUCUCCUAGUUCUUUAGAUGACCAAAGGCUUGUUAAGCAGAGAGCAGUCCCAAGUGAAUUGAAGGCUAAGUCUGUUGUUAAUAUGACCACCGAGAAAAAUGAUGGGAAUAAAGUGCAUAAUCUUUCGAAUUAUAGUGGGGAUUCGAAACCUGUUGCUAGUUCCAUCACUAGUAGAAAGACUCCAGAUAAUUUGAAAAGGAUGCAAGUUUCUUCUAAUAAGAUGCCAGUCGAAGAAGCCUCAUUGGCCAAAGAUAACCAAAAUAAGAGAGCUGUUACCAUAACUGGCAGUGGUGGGGUUGGUAAGAAGGAAGUAGUUGCAGCUGAUACUCCAACUUCGAGAGCUCCUAACCCACACAAUGAAAAUUGCAAAUCUGAUGAACCCAUUGCUGAGUCUGCUAGUGGGGGCCAGUUCGAGGAAAAGACAUUUUCUAGAAUGCGUGACGGUGAAAUGGUUCAGGUGAGCUACAAGGUUUACAUACCAAAGAAAACACCUGCCUUGGCACGAAGGCAACUUCAAAGAUGAAGUAACUGGGAUUACAUUAUUAGAUAGCAGAUGCGGAGAUAUCUUGGUGGAGUUCACAUAUUAAGCGCAUAUUUGAUAAUUCUAUUGGUGCCUUACUGAAGUAUUUCAGGCUGUUUUGAGAGUAUGCAAUCUGUCAUCCAUGCUCACCUAUAGCGUGGUUCUUCGGAAGGAAGGGUUUACGCUGCAGCAUAUGACGAUUUACGGAAGCCAGAGCAUGGAAUUGUUUGUUCUUAAACUGAGAAGCAUCUGCAUCACCUUUGACUACUUCUUAAAAUUUUCCAUCUCUCACUGCUUUUUAAAAAUUUCAAGGCUCGUAUUGUUUAGUACAUCACCUUGUGUAUGACUUUGAUUGAGUUAAUAAUAACAUGACACAUACGGAUGUAGUGGCAAUAAUAUCAGUAUGUCGAAGUUCAUAAGGCCCUUUUCUUCCC
This is a messenger RNA of Asparagus officinalis (garden asparagus), 2291 nucleotides long. RefSeq names its product pre-mRNA-splicing factor CWC22 homolog. The transcript has 5 exons. Bases 25 to 1860 code for a protein of 611 amino acids. The record is from RefSeq and is a predicted model, not a curated record. Lineage: Eukaryota; Viridiplantae; Streptophyta; Magnoliopsida; Asparagales; Asparagaceae.